UCGUCAGGGCCAGGGCGGCGCCCGGCCUGUCUAUAAAGCGUCGUGACGCCGCGACGACGACUUCACUCCCAUCCCCCGUUCUGUCUACUCUGCUUUUGUCAGCGUGUUACGCGUCGUCGGCAGCGAAACAAGGUGGCGAGGUUCGAAUCGCGUGUUACUCCCACCGAUAUACCUAUGGCGACCAUGAGCAACGGCAACGGAUCAACGAUGCAGGUUAACACUCGACCUGAUGACAUCCAAAGGCGAAUCAUUGGAUCGGAGGACAGUACACAGGGAGACGCAACAGCGUGCGGGAAUAUUCUCGUUAUAUUGUCAUGGAUUAUCGUAAUUUUGACGAUGCCGUUUUCUCUCUUUGUUUGUUUUAAGGUCGUGCAGGAAUACGAGAGAGCUGUCAUAUUUCGAUUGGGACGUCUUUUAUCGGGCGGUGCCAAAGGCCCUGGAAUCUUUUUUAUUCUGCCAUGCGUGGACAAUUACGCGCGCGUUGAUCUACGAACGCGAACAUAUGAUGUACCUCCGCAAGAGGUAUUGACAAAAGACAGCGUUACAGUAUCCGUCGACGCAGUGGUUUACUAUCGCGUUAAUAACGCGACAAUUUCGAUUGCGAAUGUGGAAAACGCACAUCAUAGCACGAGAUUACUGGCCCAAACAACCCUGAGGAAUACUAUGGGGACGCGACCACUUCAUGAAAUAUUGAGCGAACGUGAAACAAUCUCUGGAAAUAUGCAGGUUUCUCUAGACGAAGCUACUGAUACAUGGGGAAUAAAAGUAGAACGAGUCGAAAUCAAAGACGUACGUCUACCUGUUCAACUACAGCGAGCCAUGGCGGCAGAAGCCGAAGCUGCACGUGAAGCACGAGCUAAAGUGAUUGCUGCGGAAGGUGAACAAAAGGCUAGCAGGGCUUUAAGAGAGGCAUCGGAGGUUAUUGGCGAUUCUCCUGCUGCUUUGCAGCUCCGUUAUUUGCAGACACUGAACACGAUAUCGGCGGAGAAGAAUUCUACCAUUGUGUUUCCGCUACCGAUUGAUAUGCUGACUUAUUUCAUGAAAGCUUUACCGAAGGAAUAAUUGCGCAAAAGAAUGUCGCGUUUACGAGAUAUAAUAAUAGACAAAAAAGGAAGGGCGAUUUUCUUUAAACUCUCUAAGAAAUAAGGAGUUUUGUUUGACGAUCUGUCCAUGUAUGUAUUUAAUAAGCUUGCAUAUUAUAUAUCUUAACGAUGGAGAGUUGCCAUUAUUUGACCAAUUUGACAAUUUCAAAUUUAACAGAAUGUAAUCGUAAAGAGUGAUUAUUGCGCAGUUAGUACUUGUAACUUGUAUUGUGUAUAAUUUUAUCGCACAAGAUCAAUUCGAAGAAUUCUAUACAGUAUAGACUGUAAAAAAACAUAUUUUUGGAAAAUCUUACAAAGUUACUUUACACAUUUUUGUAAAACGUAUAUAAACGUUUGUUCAUAGCACGGAUAUAAAACGUAAUUGAACGUCAUCGAUAUUUGCGUAUUUUUUCGAUUUUACGUAUGUUUCCCAAUUUUGACACGGCAAUAAUUCCACUUGCGUUAAAUAUAUGUAUAUUUGUAGUUAACAGUCAAAUGGAAAAAAUAUACACAGAUUAACAAUCCGUUCACAAAUCUCGCACUGCCACUAACAUCAAAUUAUACUUGUACAACUGCGAUUAAUUUUGCGAUAUAAUUAAUUGAUCGGUCGAUUACUAUAAACAAAAUUUAUUUCGCACAAUAAUUAAUCGAUAAAUGUUAAGAAGCAGUUAUUUUUAUCUUGCUAAUUUUAUAAAAGACACACAUAUGCACAUGACAAUAUUGAAUUAUAUUAUCAGAAUUGAUUAACACAAUCAACAAUUCUUUAAACUUUGCCUAUUUCACCUAGGGCAUUAAAUCAUAUUUCGUCAAGUUUAAAUCAAGAGAUAUAAUUCAACAUAUUCUUCGAUAACUUAAGGAAUUACUGUAUUUAACGUAUUCUUCGAUAACUUAAGGAAUACCUGUACUUUAGAGGCCUGUGAUGAUUAUUUGAUCCAACAUUGGCAACUCUCACUAGAUAUUUCUACAUAUACAUACAUUAUUGUUUACACGAUUAUAUAUUUACUAAUAUAUAUUUGGAUAUAUGAUGUCUCUCUUGUUUGGAAAAAAGACCAAAAAAUCGGAUUAUAUGAUCUCGGAGAGAAUAAACAGUAUUAUUGAGAGAGAUGAAA
This is a messenger RNA of Cataglyphis hispanica, 2191 nucleotides long. Its product is annotated as band 7 protein AGAP004871. Bases 175 to 1062 code for a protein of 295 amino acids. NCBI's taxonomy places the organism in Eukaryota, Metazoa, Arthropoda, Insecta, Hymenoptera, Formicidae. The record is from RefSeq and is a predicted model, not a curated record. The transcript has 10 exons. Gene Ontology annotation, cellular component: plasma membrane.